Molecule: messenger RNA, 1222 nt
Organism: Stegastes partitus (bicolor damselfish)
Lineage: Eukaryota; Metazoa; Chordata; Actinopteri; Pomacentridae
Gene: gemin7
Product: gem (nuclear organelle) associated protein 7
Exons: 2
Coding region: 108-494 (128 amino acids)
Biological process (GO): spliceosomal snRNP assembly
Cellular component (GO): SMN-Sm protein complex
Source: RefSeq, a predicted model, not a curated record
AAAUCCAACGAAGAAGAAGACGAACAACAUGGCGGCUCUUGGUUGCUGCUGCUAACAGGCUGCUAACAGGAGGGACCUGUCAGUAAGUAUUUGCGUAAAGAUUCAACAUGGCGACGCCGGUGUCUGUGCUCCGCCUGCCCAAAGGACCCGACCCCAACAGCCGCGGGUUUGAUCCCAAGUCGCCCCGCUUCAUCGCUCUCUGCCGCACCUCCAUUUCUUCUUCGGCUGCGUCAGAGGCAGACCCCGAGCAGCUGCAGAGAGAGCAGCAUGCGCGAUCUGUGCUGAGAGAGAACUUCCUAAGAUGUCUGCUCUCCAUGUCCAACAAGAAAGUUCAGUUUCACAUGCACGAAAAGGUGAAGGUGGAGGCCACGUUUGGAGCGUCGGACAUUGACGUGCUGAACUUUCAGGUGUCAGACCUGCAUACGCCCAUCGGCGUGCAAAAAGAGGCACUGAUCAGGUGUCAGGAUGUGAUUUCAGUCACUUUUGAUGUUUGAACACUUUGGAAUAUUUACACAGAAGAUGACAUUUGGGCACCUGGGGGUCUUGUUUGUUGGUGAAAAUGAGCUCUACUUCUGCACUGUGAGGUCGUUUAAGUUCUGCUGAAUGAUGUUGUACGUCGCUGUUGUCAGACCAGUUUGUGUAGUUUAUUCAGUUACACUAACAUGUGGGACACUGAUGAGCAGUACCACUCCGUCAGCACAAGAGGGAGUCCUGUACUUUUGUUUCAAGAGAGAUGUUAAAAGCUGAUGUGAAUGCUUGUUAAAGGUUGUGCCUGGAAUGGAUGAUGAGAGUCGCAUUUGAAACAGUGUUGACCAAACUGUAGAUAAUAUGAUUGUAUUUUCCUGAUGUUGGUCCCAAGAGUGCUUUCAGAAUAUGUUUCCCCACAUUUAAGAAAUAACUGAGCAUGUACAGGCAUUUGGGAUAUAUUUCUUUCAGCUGCAGCACUCUAAGUUCAAGAAGCUGAAGAACUUGUUGAUAAUGCAGCUUCUAAUACCAGCAAAUGGAGCAGUCAAAGCAAAUUUCUAGUUUUGUAUCCUAGUUUUUCUGAUGUCUUCCUUUUCUGCUCUACACCACGAGCCUUUUUGUAGAUCAUUAAUAUUGCUGUGUUCUUUUAGGAGAUGCGAGAAGAGGUUAUUCCUGUACUGGUGGCUGAGUUGUGAAGUUAUAUUUUGCCUUGUGUAUUCUUUAACUGAGACAAAUGAAAUAUUGCAACUUCAAAGUC